This is a messenger RNA of Heteronotia binoei (common prickly gecko), 3562 nucleotides long. RefSeq names its product signal transducer and activator of transcription 2 (gene STAT2). Gene Ontology annotation, biological process: type I interferon-mediated signaling pathway; response to peptide hormone; cell surface receptor signaling pathway via JAK-STAT. Gene Ontology annotation, molecular function: RNA polymerase II cis-regulatory region sequence-specific DNA binding; DNA-binding transcription factor activity, RNA polymerase II-specific. The transcript is spliced from 23 exons. The record is from RefSeq and is a predicted model, not a curated record. NCBI's taxonomy places the organism in Eukaryota, Metazoa, Chordata, Lepidosauria, Squamata, Gekkonidae. The coding region runs from base 46 to 2664 and encodes 872 amino acids.
UCUAAUUUUCUUCCACAGAGGGGAGUCCAGUAUCGUUCCCCCAACAUGGCCCAGUGGCAACAGAUCCGGAUGCUGGACAAUAUCCAUCGGGAGGAGGUGCACCGUCUCUACUCAAAUGAUUGCCUGCCAAUGGAAGUGCGGGAAUACCUAGCCUACUGGAUUGAAGACCAGAACUGGAACCAGGUGGUACAAUCUGACUGCUCACAGGCCUACUGGCUUUUUCAAACCAUGCUGGCUCUUGUGGAUGAGCAGCUUGGACGUCUUGCAUGGCAUGAAGAGAACAACUCGAACAUGGUCAUUAAACACAACCUACGCCGUUCAAAACUCAACCUACAGGCCAGGUAUGAAGAGCAUCCAGAGGACCUGGCCAGCCUAAUUGAUGGUUUGUUGAGAGAGGAGAGGGCUAUUCUGUCAGCAGCUGUCGCUACCUCUCCGACAAGAUUGGAGCCCCCACCUGAUGCAGCCUUGAUCACUGGCCAGGAAAACAACAUUGAGGAACGGCUAGCAGAGAUGAAGAAGAUAAUUCAAGGUCUAAAAAAUUCCAUAGAGCAGCUGGAGGAUGUGCAGGGAAUCUUUAACUUCCGGUUUUCUGCAUUCAAGAUACUUGAAAGAUCUACGCCUUCUGAUCCUAGUCUCAGGAAUAAAUGGAAUGAGCUGCAAGGCAUGAUAAAUAAUUUGGACAGUUGCCGCAAGGAUGUGCUGGCCCGAAUCCAGGCACUGCUGGGCCGCUCGGACACUCUGAGGGACCUGUUGCUGUCGGAACUAUCUAUGUGGCAAGAUCGCCAACGGCGGGCAUGUAUUGGGGAUAUUUGUGAUACCAGUUUACGACAACUGGAGAAGUGGUACACAGAAAGUGCUGAGGACCUCCUCCAUUUACUCUGGUUGCUACAGACCUUGGAGGAGCUGCAUCAGAAGAUGACUUAUGAAGGAGACCCCCUGCCGCUACAGUUGCCUCAGUUAAAGCAGCGGCUGCAAGAGCAAAUUUUCUGUCUUUUGAAAAGUGCUUUUGUGGUGGACGUUCAGCCUAAAAUGCCAUUUCCCAGUCGCCGGCCUCUGUUGCUGAAGACUGGCAGCAAGUUCUCUGUCCACGUCAGGCUCCUGGUGAAGCUGAUGGAUCAAGACCACAAGAUGGAAGUGAAGAUUGAGAUUGACAGAGAUUCUGCUAAUUCGGUGGGAUUUCGAAGAUUCAACAUCUUGCCAUCAAACACCAAAACCAUGGUGAAGGACCGGCCCCAGAUGGAAGGCCUCGUCUGUGACUUCAGUCACAUUAUGCUAAAAGAGCAAAAAUGUGGUGGCUCUGGUAAAGGCAAAGGUGGUAAAGGUGCCAGUGAGGGAUCAUUGCCUGUUACAGAGGAGCUUCAUAUCUUCACGUUCACACUAGAUUAUUGCUACCAAGGUCUCAAGUGCCAACUUCAGACAUCCACUUUACCUGUGGUGGUCAUCUCUAAUGUCAACCAGGCAUCCAGCGCCUGGGCCUCCAUCUUGUGGUUCAGUAUGCUUGGAACAGACCCAAAGAACCAACAGUUUUUCUCCAGGCCACCAGCAGCACCUUGGGUCAAGUUGUCAGAGGUUCUCAGCUGGCAGUUCUCAGAUGCAACUAAGCGAGGCCUUGAUACGGAGCAGCUGAAAAUGCUUGGAAAGAAGCUCUGUGGAUCCAAGGUAACACCAAAAAGCACAAUCACCUGGACCCAGUUCAGCAAGGAGGCUUCUCCUUCUGAAAAUGCUUUUUCCUUCUGGACUUGGCUUGAUGGAAUCUUAGGUCUCAUCCAAGAUCACUUGCUGGAACUCUGGAAGAAUAAUCUCAUCAUGGGAUUUGUGAGCCGCAAGCAUGAAAGGCAUUUGCUGGAGCAGAAGCAAGCGGGUACCUUCCUGCUGCGGUUCAGCGAGACUACCCGGGAUGGCGGCAUCACCUGUACCUGGGUGGAAUACAACAAUGAUGGGUCCCCUAAUUUCCGCUCAGUCGUGCCCUACACCAAGACUGAUCUGAAAUCCUUACCACUGCCUGACAUCAUUCGUGAUUACCAACUCUUCGCAGAGGAGGACAUGCCUGAGAAUCCACUCCAGUUCCUCUACCCUAACAUUCCCCGGAAUGAAGCUUUUGGUCCUUACUACACGGAACAGCGGGAAGUUGACCUGAAAGAGCACGUGAAAUAUCUGAGUCGCCGCCUGAUCAGAGUCUCCUCUAGGCAACAAGAUGAGCCCCGCGUUCUGGAGGUGAACCCAGAGAAGCCCCGCAUUCUGGAGGUGAACCCAGAGGAACCCCGCAUUCUGGAGGUGAACCCAGAGGAGCCCUGCAUUCUGGAGGUGAACCCAGAGGAACCCCGCAUUCUGGAGGUGAACCCAGAGGAGCCCUGCAUUCUGGAGGUGAACCCAGAGGAACCCCGCAUUCUGGAGGUGAACCCAGAGAAGCCCCGCAUUCUGGAGGUGAACCCAGAGGAGCCCCACAUUCUGGAGGUGAACCCAGAGGAGCCCCACAUUCUGGGAGUGGACGAAUUGCUCUCUAAUAACAUGGAUACAGUCAGUGCCUUAUUUGAAAACGUCAUGCUUGACAGGAUUGACCCCUUCCUGCCCCCACCAAGCGAGGAGGAGCAGCUAGAGUAUCAUGAGCUCUUUGAACUUCCAAAUGAGAUGCCCGAGCUGAAUGUGGAUGAAGAUGAUUUCUAGUUUACAGGCUUGUUAGCAGGCUUUCAGUCAAAAACAUUACCAUCAGUAAAGAAUUAUGAUAAAUUAUGAUCCUACCCCCUACUACUGUUGAGGAUCCAUUUCCCUCCCUCCAACAAACGGUGACUUUUCUCAUGUCCAGCAAAAAGUGGGACCUUUCUCAUUAAACCAUCUUGAGGAGGAUCCUGAAUUGGUUGGGAAUUUGAGCCUGUAUGGUUGUCUUGAAGGUCUGAAGGAGUGGUAUGGGAAGGCCAGGAAUGGUAACAUGCCGUGUAAUCCUGAGGAGAGUUACCCCCUUCAACAUUCACAGGGUUAGACGGGUGCAGUUCUUUUUUAGAGCUGCAAUGAUGGUGGCUUGAAGUCAGCAAGGGGACAGCCUAAAUGAAUUCAGGAGGGUGCAGGGGUCUCUGAGAGCAGAAUUCUUGCCAUUUUGAUAGCAAACCAUGUUCUCACUCUUAUUAUAGGAAGUAAAAACAAAAGCUUAGUGGAUAGGAUUUACCUUAAGCAGAAAGAUAUUUUACAGUACAUGAAUCAUUGACUCCAGACACUGAAGGAGACUUCUGGGGAUUGUUGGGGCUUAAUGGACUGCUGUUAAACUUUCUUUUUGUCUGAAAGGCCAGAUUGGCAUCUGCAUCUAGGUAGCACCUGAUAAAUGACCUAGUUUUAGACAGCACAGAUAGGUAAUGGAGCUGGGAAAGUAUAGUUUGGAUGCAGUAAAGACAACCAUCUGAGAAUGAAGACUUUCCUGGCUGGCAGGAUCAGAUUUUGGGGGGUCUUGAGGUACUGAAUCUAUACUGCUAGAGUUGGUGAUUGCACAGUUCUUGUCUGUCCGUGCCUACUUGCUUUUAUUGUUUGCCUGUUCAAUAUGCAUAUAUUUGCAAAUUAAAAUUAUGUUACAAAA